GAGAUGCAGACCCUCCAGACGAGAGCAACACCAACAAUAAAACCAGAAAUCAGAACUUGCUGCAUGGCCCCUACCCACCCACCCCGCCGGCCACACUGAGAGCCUCCAGCCUUCAGCUGUUCCCAAGGCACCAAGGCGAUUGCAACCCGGAACCCCUAAAGCCGCAAGAUACUACAAUAUGCCGCACAGAGACCCCGAGGACAACA
Molecule: messenger RNA, 206 nt
Organism: Pelobates cultripes (western spadefoot toad)
Lineage: Eukaryota; Metazoa; Chordata; Amphibia; Anura; Pelobatidae
Source: the annotation of a GenBank genome assembly